Erythranthe guttata (spotted monkey flower) is the source of this 1622-nucleotide messenger RNA. Lineage: Eukaryota; Viridiplantae; Streptophyta; Magnoliopsida; Lamiales; Phrymaceae. The record is from RefSeq and is a predicted model, not a curated record.
AUGGCAGUAUUAUUUGUCAGUAUCGGCCACGCCAAAGCUGCAUUAUUGAACCAGUAUUUCGCAGAUCUGUACAAAGGGCAAUUGAUUAUAAGAUUUGACGACACAAACCCUGAUAAAGAAAGUAACGAGUUUGUGGAUAAUAUUCUGAACGAUAUCGAAAAUCUGGGGAUUAAAUAUAGUACCGUGACGUACACGUCGGACUACUUCCCACAGCUAAUGACAAUGGCACAAAGAUUGAUUCUUGAGGGUAAAGCCUAUGUUGACGACACUCCAUUCAAGCAAAUUAAAGGCAAAAGGUUUGAAGGUAUAGAGUCGAAGUGCAGGAAUAACAGUGUGGAGGAGAAUUUUAACUUAUGGAAGGAAAUGAUAGCUGGAUCGAAAAGGGGUUUGAUCUGCUGUGUGCGCGGUAAGCUGGACAUGGGGGACCCGAACAAGUUGGUUAGGGACCCUGUUUAUUACUGCUGCAACUCGACUCCUCACCAUAGGGUUAGUUCGAACUAUAAGGUGUACCCAACGUAUGACUUUUGUUGUCCGUUUGUUGAUGCUGUGGAAGGUAUCACUCAUGCACUUAGAUCGAGCGAGUACCGUGACCGUAAUGGACAGUAUUCAAGAAUUCAGACAGAUAUGGGUUUGAGGAAGGUCCAUUUGGACGAAUUCAGUCGGUUGAAUAUGGUGUACACACUCUUGAGUAAGCGCCAUUUGCUGUGGUUUGUUCUGGACGGAAAAGUCGAAGGUUGGGACGAUCCUCGUUUUCCUACUGUACAAGGAAUAGUUCGGAGGGGUCUCAAGAUUGAAGCAUUGAAGCAGUUCAUUACGGAACACGGCGCAACGAAGAAUGUCAAUCUUUUGAAGUGGGAUAAGCUGUGGGCGAUCAAUAAGAAGAUUAUAGAUCCUGUGUGCCCACGGUAUACUUCCGUUAUUGAAGACAAGCGCGUGUUGCUAACUCUAACCGAUGGACCGAAAGUACCCUUUGUCCGGAUUUUACCGAAACACAAGAAAUACGAAGGUGCUAGAGAGAGAGGUGUGACGUACUCAAAUAGGUUAUGGAUAGAUUAUUCAGAUGCUGAAUUAGUCUCGGUGAACGAUGAAGUAACCUUAAAGGAUUGGAGUAAUGGGGUAAUUAAAGAGAUCAAGAGGGGCGAAAAUGGUAAUGUUACUCAACUAGUGGGAGUUUUGCAUCUCGAAGGAAGCGUUAAGCAGACGAAGAUGAUGAAGCUUACAUGGUUGGCUGAUUCGACUGAGCUUGUGAGACUUACGCUGGUCGACUUUGGUUAUCUAAUUACAAAGCCUAAGUUGGAUCGACUGAAGUCCGGAAAAAAAGGAAGAUUGUAUUCCGUGGGUGAAUCCACGUACGAGAACCGAAACAUUAGCAGUGGGGGAAUCGGAUACGCGGAAUUUGAAGCGUGGAGAUGUAAUGCAGCUGGAGAGAAGAGGUUAUUACAAAUGUGAUGCUCCUUUCGUACGACCUUCGAAGCGCGUGGUACUGUUUGCGAUUCCAGAUGGGAAACUUAAUAUUGAUGAUGGAUCAAUUAUAGCAUCUAAUAAUAAAGCUGAAGUAUAGGGAUUUUUUUUUUGUAGUUGAUAAAAAUUAUGAUUUAUUUAUUGAUAACAUAAAUAUUAAU